This is a messenger RNA of Drosophila biarmipes, 4494 nucleotides long. RefSeq lists its product as uncharacterized. Lineage: Eukaryota; Metazoa; Arthropoda; Insecta; Diptera; Drosophilidae. Bases 212 to 3283 code for a protein of 1023 amino acids. Gene Ontology annotation, biological process: phosphatidylinositol phosphate biosynthetic process; intracellular signal transduction. Gene Ontology annotation, molecular function: 1-phosphatidylinositol-3-kinase regulator activity. The record is from RefSeq and is a predicted model, not a curated record. Gene Ontology annotation, cellular component: phosphatidylinositol 3-kinase complex. The transcript has 9 exons.
UUUUAGUUUCGAAAAAAAAUGCGCAGCGGCCGUGCAGCAAUUGCAAUGCGUGCAAUCAAUCCCGUUAACAAUCAAGUGCUUGCAGUGCUGAGCGCGCAGGGCAGCCAAUAGGAAUCUGAUCGGAAUUGCAAUUGAAAUCAGGAUCGGGAGUCGCGAAUCUAAUCGGAGGAGAGGAGAAAGCUGUUGCCUCUCUGAGUCUCUGGCCCCGAAAAUGGAAUCGUCCAUUAAGCUUAAGGACAGCAACUCCAACUGCAGCUCCAACUCGAAUGGCAAUGUGGGCGGUGGCGUGGCCGGAGGCUUGGCAGGAGGGGGCGGCGCAGGCGGAGGGGGCGUGUGCGUGUCCAGCAUCUGCAGCAGCGACAGCUUCAGCAUCAUGCCACCGCCGCACCACGAGCUGGUCAGCGCCAACAGCAUCGAGCUGAAUGCGGCCGCCUCCUUGAGCGACGACAGCGGCGUGCCCCUGACCACCAACAGCUCCAUCUCCAGCGGCGACUCCUACCGCCUGGGCAUGUGCAAAUUCGAGAUUGAGAUGGUGGAGAGCGACGGCGAGGUGUCGCAGUUCGAUAGCCUGGACAACUGCUCGGAGGGCGGUAUGAGUGCCGAGAACUUCAAUACGCUGAAAAAGGGACCCCUGGCGCCGAUUGAUCCGCCGCCAGAGUUCCAGGACUCGCCACAGACCACUCUGGUGCGGUCCAUCUCCAAGAAUAUUGUGAACAGCCUGCGUCGCUGGACAUCCUCGCAGUCGUCGUUCGAGCACCUGAAGGACGACGCCGCCGCCACCAUGGUGAGCGGUCUGGCAACGGCCGUCCUGCCCGAGGAGCCGCAUCCGCCCGGCCAGGACCAGUUGGUCCUGCUGCUGGCCAAGGCCGAGUGCAAGCUGGACGCCCUGGACGGCCAGGCCCUGGGCCAGAUGAGUCUCAAGGAGUCGUAUGCGAUCAACAAGCACCUGUACUCGAGCGACUCCAUACUGAACAGCCAUACGGACAACAUAUACGACGAGCCCAACAACAUUGUGAGCAGCUCGCUGGGCAACAGCGUCGAUCUGCUGGAGGACGAGCGGUCGGAGGCCAGCAGCUGCUCGCCGCUGCCAUCCCCGCCGCCGCCCGUGUCCAUAGUUAAGAUCAAGCAGACGCUGUGCCCGUAUUACCAGGACCACACGCGCUAUUUCAAGGCCAUACCCACGGAGCAGGACAACAUAGCCAGUGCCAAGGCGGCGGCCGCCCAGCAGAGGUUCAACAGUGCCGGCCUGUCGGAGAUCCACGACUACGACCUGUACUACGGGGCCAGGAGGCAGCCAGUGGACAACAGCAGUCUGCAGCGACGCCAGGCCUCGCUGUACAGCCCGCUGGGCCACACCAGCCACUGUCACUACCACCACAGCCAUGGCCACGGCCAUGGAAGCCAUCAUCACCACCACCACCACCAGCCGGGCUACGGCUACAGCCAUGGCCAGCGGCCCAACUCAAGGAACUCGCUGAACAGCCGCCUCAGCAGCUCGCACAACUCCCUGAAUGUCUCGUCGGCCAACAAGCCGGACGACUCCAUAUUCAUCACCCAGGCUAUGUCGCACGAUGCGCUGUUCACUCGCGAGAUCUCCGACUUCUACAACGUGCCCAUCGACUCGGACAUCUACGCCUUCCCCGUGGACAUGAUCGAGCAGCAGCAGCAGCUGCAGUUGGUCGAGGAGCAGCAGCAGCAGAAGCCCACGGCUCCCACUUACCACAAGGCGAGCAGGAGGAACAAGAGGAACAAGCGCAAGCAGCGCUACGGAGGAUCGGGAACGGGCGCCGGAACGGAGACUAGCGACGGGGAUGGUGAGAAGAGCAAGCACGGCAAAUACCGCACGCCCGUGGGCGUCGGAAUGGGUCAGGUCAGCGAAUCGGAGCCGCUGCACAUGACACUGGACGAGGUGAAGCAGUUCUAUCACACCCUCUACUCGGAUGCCGGCAAGCCUGCGCCCAAGCCGAUGGUCAAGUCGAGCAACGAGACCAUUUGGAGUGUGUCGACCAAUACCACCACCACCACGGCGAGAACGCGGAGCAGUGUGGGCACCACCCGGGCUGGAGGUGGUCCCCCAGGAGCGGCCAAUGGGGCUGGUGGAGCCAGCAGUGACGGAGGCGUGGGUGGUGGUGGAGGCGGUGGUGCCGGUGGCAAGUAUCUGAGCAAGCAGAACAAACACAACCUGGACAACGAUAAGCUCAACAACAACAACAACAUCAACCAUCAGCCAACGCAACAGCAGCUGGAGAAGCCGCCGACGGAGCACCACAACCACAACCAGCUGCAGCCGCCGAACAACAAGCACGUCCUGCACUCGGAGAAGAAGUCACAGUUCACGCUGAACCUGAAGCAGCGUUUCUGCAGUAUCUUCCGUUUCCGGCGGAGCAACCACAGUCGUUGCCGCGGCUCCGGUGGCGCCCAAAACGGCAGCCUUGCCAACGCGAAUGCGGGGGCAACGGCGCCCCUGAUCCCGCCAGCUGCCGUGAUAACCAGCGCUCCGGGGGCAGCGGGCCAAACGCAGCUGGCCACCGAAGUGAACGGCGGCGGCGGAGGAGGAGCGUCCACCACGGCGGAAGCGGAGGAACCCAGUGCCGAUCUGCGCAAGAAGUUCCAGUCGCGUGCCCUGCCACCACUACCAAAGAAGGCUGCGGCCUAUGCCAUUGAAGCCGUUAAAUCGGAAGCGGAGGAGCUGAAGACGAACGUGGUCCAGGAGCCGCGGGCACUGCAGUUCACCUCCAGCAUUGAGAAAGUCAAAGACUAUGGCUGGUACUGGGGUCCCCUGUCCAGCGAGGCGGCCGAGAAGGUGCUCUCCAGCGAACCGGACGGCUCCUUCAUAGUGCGCGACAGCUCCGACGACCACUACAUAUUCUCGCUCAGCUUCAAGCUGAACAACUGCGUGCGCCAUGUGCGCAUAGAGCAGGAUCAGGGAACCUUCUCCUUUGGCUCAUAUGCCAAAUUCAAGUCACAAACCAUCACCGAGUUCAUUGAGAAGGCCGUCGAGCAUUCGCGCAGCGGCAGAUAUCUUUUCUUUCUGCACCGUCGCCCGGAGCACGGACCAAUGCGUGUGCAAUUAACCAACCCAGUAUCUAGGUUUAAGCAUGUACAAAGCUUGCAGCACAUGUGCAGAUUUGUUAUACUAAAGGCGGUUAUACGAAAGGAUCUAAUACAGACAUUGCCAUUACCGAGAAGACUUCUAGACUAUCUUAACUAUAAGCACUGCUACUCCGAGCAGGUGGAGAGCGACAGUUCGCACUCGCAGAUAUCUGGCGAUGGAACGAUGUAAGAGGGAAAAGAUGGACAGAGGCGAUUCGCUUGUAACAACAAAACGUAAACGAAAGCAACAGAAAUUAUUACCUUAAAUAAGUAGUAGAAUUAAACGAAACCUUAAACGACAGUAACAAAACAAAGCAAGCAAACAGACAACCGUUGAACGUUCUGUAUAACAAGAACAGCAAAAAGCUAAAAGAAACACACAAAACAUCAAACAUAAAACAAAAGUUACGUGAGUAAGCAAAGCGAGAAAAUUGUUAGUUUUGCUAAAAAAACGAAAAACGAAAAGGGAAAACCUAGAAAAACCAAGGAAACAAAAUUCAAAACUCUGUUUAUUGAUCAUUUUUUUGUACUCGGUGCUAUACUAUAAAUAUUAAUGAGAGGAACGCAGGAGAAGCAGAAACAGAAACAGAAUACGACGAUUAUAUAAAUUAAUUAUGCGUAGUCAAGUAACGAAUAACAGAUUGUACAUAAGCAUGUUUGCGAGCCAGUAACCCGAGUCCCACCCACAGCCACAACCCUCCCCUUUGGGCACGAAUCGGACAGAGAAGGAAAACGAGACAAGGUCGUUGCUGUUUUGUGUAAUCGAUUAAUUACUUUUAUGCUUGCCUUUUAGCUGUGAUUUAAACAGGUCGUCGAGUGUUAAUUGGAAGACGAUUUGCAGUUUGAUAUUUGAUAUUUAAUAGAUUUGAUGUAGCCUAGCCCCUAUGUAGUUGAGGUUCUGUUAUGCACACUCGAUCUGAAGCCAUUUCGAAGCUGCUCAACCACCAGCAGGCCCAGAGGCCCGUGCCCAGUGGUCCUAAGCGCAAGGGAUCGAACUUGAAACAACCGAUGUUGUAUUAGUUUAGUCCAAAAUCCAAGUCCUGCACUCAAACGACGGCAGCAAGGAUGCCAAGCGAUGACAAACACACAGAUGAAUCCGUACUUGUAUUUAGAUUUAUUUCAAUUGUUGACUAAUUUUUGUUUCGGCUUUGUUAUUUAUGUUUUAAGCUCAACUCUUUUGUACACUAUUGCGUAUGGUUUGUUUUAGUUUGUAUUUAUUUUUGUGUCCUGUAUCUAUACAUGUAAGAGAGCCUCCAACCACCCAAUCCCUGAAGAUCCCACCCAACCCCUCCAAGCCAAGCCAAAAUCGAGUCCGUCUUGGACUCUGCUCCUCUUUGAACAUUAAACAAACAAUAUUUGUCUAUGGAAAUUAAAAUAAACGAUUGACGAUAGAGAUACAAA